This is a messenger RNA of Leucoraja erinaceus (little skate), 2279 nucleotides long. RefSeq names its product plexin-D1-like. Gene Ontology annotation, biological process: regulation of cell shape; semaphorin-plexin signaling pathway involved in axon guidance; regulation of GTPase activity. The record is from RefSeq and is a predicted model, not a curated record. Gene Ontology annotation, cellular component: semaphorin receptor complex. Gene Ontology annotation, molecular function: semaphorin receptor activity; protein binding. The transcript is spliced from 11 exons. Bases 189 to 2279 code for a protein of 696 amino acids. Lineage: Eukaryota; Metazoa; Chordata; Chondrichthyes; Rajiformes; Rajidae.
AUACACACACAUUCUGAAUAGAUUAUUUCUGAAGAUAGUGAAAAAAAAUACCAGCAGGAAAUUCAAACGGAAAAGGAAGCGGGUGCUCGUGUCGUGCAAGUUGUUGCCAUUGCACAGUGUGAGUUGUGAGCGCACACAGUAUGGAAGCGGGGCGCUUGUAGCCCUGGUGUUGGACACAUCUCGCAUUCAUGCAUCCUGCACAGGCUCUGCGGAUCUGCCUCCUGCUCUCCAGCCUCCUGCUCGCCCGGGCCGCGGAGAUCAGCUACCGCUUCGAGAGCAACACCAACAACAUGGCCAUGAGUAGCCGGGGGGGCGGCAGGGUGUUCGUGGCCAGUAACAACUCCUUGCACCAGUUCACCCGGGGACUGGUGCUGGAGCGCUGGGUCCGCACCGGCCCGCGUCUGGACGGACCGUGUAUGAAGAGUCAGGGCUGCUGCCAGCGCUGGACCAACACCACCAAUGUCAACCGCAUCUUGGUGGUGGACGAGGACCACGGAUAUCUCAUCACCUGCGGCACCGUGAGGGGUGGCGCCUGCGAGGUGCGCCAGCUCAGCAACAUCAGCGAUUCCCAGCAGAACGAGAAGGGCCGAGUGGCCACACUGGACUUGAGGGCCUCCACCCUGGCUUUCCCGGUGCCUAUCAACAACUCGACCCACAUGCUGACCGCCGUCACCUCCACGGGCGAGGACAGCAGGUUCAUCCCCGCCGGCUGCAAGGGCGAUAGUAGCUACCACGAGAUCAAGGAAACCCGCAUCUUCUUAAGGUCUCUGGAGGGCCCAGUGACCGGGAGCCUCUUCCUCAACUACGAUUCCGACUCUCUAGAGCCGUUCGUAGACCUGCCAACCUCCGAGGAGCACCAAUUCGUGCAGGGUUUCCACCUUAACGGCGCAAUCUACAUCUCAGUCAAUGCAGCCAACGCCAAAGUCUUCUUCGCCUAUGUUUCUAACGCCAGGCAAGGCGUUCUGGUCAGCAUCUCCUGCAGCUUAGCUGGGAGUGGGCCCCUCCAGGUCUUGUCGUCUGCCCUGGUCAGCACCGCCGGCUCCCAGUCCUUCCUGGCCGCUGUGCUCUCUCGCCAGGAACAGCCGCAACACAAUGCGCUCUGCCUCUUCGAGUUGGGGCGCUUCAACACCGUCAAAAAGGUUCCUAUGUCUGGGCACGAAAUAGUCAUUGCUUCGGACACAAUAGACAGUAUGCCGUUAUUUAGUUACUCUGGAUUGUUAUCUGUGUCAGCUACGUUGGUGAGGAACUGGGCUGUCAUAUUCCUUGGAGCAGAAGAUGGACGAUUGAUUAAGCUGGUUCUGGAUGAAAACAUGAAAGUACUUCGGCCAAGUAUUCUGAUUGAACUACAAGAUGAAUCUCGAAUUAAGCACAGCAUAAUGUUUGAUAAAAUAGAUCCACAUUACUUCUACCUGUUAACUGAGAGGAUGGUGAGACGGCUGAAGGUGGCAAACUGUAGCCAGUACAGUUCGUGUGAAGAUUGUUUGUCGGCACAGGACCCGUACUGUGGAUGGUGUGUGAACGAGGAAAGGUGCUCCUUUAACAGUGAAUGCAAAAAAACAAUUUGGAUAAAGUUCACAGGACAAGCUGACAGUUGUCCAAAGGUUGCCAUUCAACCUUUGGCAAUUCCUGAUACUUUGGACAAGCAUUUUAAAGUGAUAUUAAAAGGGAAUCUUGGUAAUGUAACCAGAGAAAAGGGAGAGUGUAUGAUGAGGAACACCAAGACGAAUGAGAUUAUUUGCCAUGCCAAAUACAGCACUUAUUGCCUCUGCCGUCUGUCCAGCAAGACCUACCUUCAGCUCAGCAAUCAGAUAGACCCAUUCGUAGAGGCAUCUUUUCAAUUAACGUCCCUGAACAUCACCACCAAGCUGUAUAAUUGUUUUAACAGUCAUGCCUCCCGCAGUAACAUUCCAUGUUCCAAUUGUGUUAAUUCUGGAUGUUACUGGUGGGCGACAGAGCAAAAGUGCUCUCUAUUUCCUAAUCUAAGUAAAACGCAGGCCUGCCCUCAUGUUACUCGUGCAGAACAAUCUACAGAGUUAGACCUUCACAUUUACCUGAAAGAUGCUGAAAUUCUCGAAAAAUCUAACCUGAGCUGUGUAUAUAAUGGGAAAGACGAAUUGAAAUCAACAGCCUUCUGGAUUAACAAAUUUGCCAUCACAUGCCGCAGGCCUGAGAAUAAUUGCCAGGCAUUUGAGCACUUGAUUAUGUCUCCAGGUGUACCGUCCUUGGGAGAGGCUUACUUUAUCCCCAGUAAGGAUGUGCCUAAGUGUGGCUGGUGUUGA